AUUCGUAAUAGGAAGUCAAAAAAAAAAAAAGCAAGAAAAAAGAUUAAGAAAAUAACAAGGGAACCGUUGCUAAUGGAUACAAAUAAUACAAAGAAUGAACCAAUAAAUAAUCAAAAUUAUUCAUUCUUACACCAUGAAAAGGAAAUACCACAAUGUGAUAUGAGUUUGAAAAAUCGAAAAGAUUUGAAGUAUAAACAAGUAAAGAAAUCCAAAGCACCUAAAGGAAUGUAUAUGGAAAAUGAAAAAUAUUUUAAGUAUGAACAUAUGAAGAAAUCCAAACCUCAUGAAGGAAUGCAUAUGGAAAAUGAAAAUAAGUGCAUUCGUGAAGCUGUAGAAGUAUCAAAGAAGCAUGAAAAUGAAUUUAUAUUGAGAGAAAAAUUAAAUGAAGAUAAUCCUAGAAAUGAAAUUAAAGAUGAAUUAAAUAAAAAUAGAUUAGAAGAAAAUCCUGUUCAUAUUGUAGGGUAUAUUAGGAAAGAUACAUUAAAUGAGGAAAAAGCAAAUGAAAUAAAUUCACAUAAGGAAAAAUCUACAUGUGAUGUUGAAAUGAAAAAUUUAGGAAAUAAAACAACAAUCGAGAAUGAUGUAUGUAAUUGGAAUUCAUGGGUAGAUAUACAUAUGAUUGCAUUACUAGAGUGUAAAAAAGAGGAAUGGAAAUUGAGCAAAACUGAAUUUUUUAAUAUUUGUUUAGAAGAGAUCGAAAAAGAUGGAGAAAAUUCUAAUUUAAAAGAAAUGGGAAAUAAUUUUGUAAUGAAAAUUAAAGAAGAAAAUAAUACCGAUUCAAUAGAUAAAAAUAGUAGUAUAUUAGAGAAAUAUAAAAACGAAAUGUGGUUUAUUAAUUUGAAGAAAGAAUGGAAACAAGAACAAGAAAAACACUUACAAUAUUUAGAAGAACAUGAAAUUAAAAAUAUGACAGAAUUGGGAUUAAAUAAUUUUAUUCUAGGUAAGAAAAAAAAAAUAUGGAAGAAAUGGAUAGAAUGGCAAAUAGAGCAUUCAUACAAAUACAAAAAUCAGAAUUGGUUUAUAAAAUUGUUAGAAGAAUAUGAAAAAGAAGAAAUUGAAGAAAAUUUAAAGGAAGAAAAAAUAGAGAAAGGAAGAAAUAAAGGAAUAGAUAAAAAUGAAAUGAAGAAAAAUUUGGAAAGGAGAAUUUUGUUAGAUAUUUAUAUGAUGGUAUUAGAGGAAUGCAUGAAAGAAGAGUGGGAAAAAGAAGAAGAAUUUUAUAAAACAAACAUUAUAGAGAUAAGAAAAUAUAAAGAUUUGGAUGAAGAAACAAACAUAUUAGAUAAAAUAGAGAAAGAAAGAAGAUGGAAUGUUAUAUCAGAGAAAAAAAAAGAGGAAAUAGAAAAAUGGAAAAGAGAAAAAUGGUUUAUUGAGUUAAUGUUAGAAUGGAAAAAUAGUGAAGAAAAAUAUAUUAUGGAGACAAAUGAAGAAAUUUUAGUAAAAAAGAAUAAAGAAAUAAUAAUAGAUGUUGUCUUAGAAAGAAAAAGCAAUAUAUGGAAAAAACACUGUGAAAAUAUUUGUAAAAAGUGGAAAGAUGAUGAUAACGAUGAGGAAUGGUUUACAAAGUUAGUGAAUGAAUAUGAAAAUGAAGAGAAAGAAUAUAAAAGUAGAAUUGAUAAAAAUAGUAUAGAAAAAAAAAUAGAAAAUGAAAAAACCAUAGAAAGAGGUGAAUCCAUAACAGAGUUUAACAAAAAGGGAGAAGAAAAAAUGAGAAAAUAUGAAAGGAAUAAUUUAGAUGAAUCAUAUGAAAAGAAUAAUUCUUUGAUAAACAAAAAAAAAUUAAAAUGGAAGACUUUAAUAGAAAUAUAUAUGGUAAUAUUGGAGGAAUAUAGAAAAGAGGAGUGGUUAUUGAGUAGAGGAAAAUUUUUAGAAAUCUGUUUAGAAGAAUUUAUAGAAGAUAAAGAAAAAUAUCCAAAAAAAAUAGAAAAUGAUUUAGCAAGGUUGAGAGAAGGGGAAGAAGACAUUAGUACAUUGAUGAUAGAGAAACAAAAACGUUUAUGGAAAAAUUGGGUAGAAAGAAACAAAAGAAUGUCAGAGAAAUGGAAAAAAGAAGAAUGGUUUAUUAAUUUGAAAAACGAAUGGGAAAAAGAACAAGAAAAAUUUGAUGAAUUAACAAAAGAAUCAGAAAUAUCAGAUAUAAAAGCAGGAAAAAAUCCUAUGCUAGAAAAACAAAAAAGAAUAUGGAAACAAUGGCUAAAAAAACAAAGAAUGUGGUUUAUACUACAUAGCGAGGAUGAAUGGUUUAACAAUUUAUUAGACGAAUACGAAAAAGAGAAAGAACUUAAGGAAGGAAUGACUAAAAAAGAUGCGAUAGGAGCGAAGAAAAUUCAUGAAAAUAUAGAGGAAUUGAAACAAGAAAGAGAUGAAGAAAUAAAGAAAUAUAAAAAAAAAGAAAAAUUGAUACAAAAAGUUUUGAUAGAAAUACAUAUGACGCUAUUAGAAGAAUGUAUGAAAGACGAAUGGCAAAAAGAAAAAGAAUGUUUUUUUAAAACAAUGAUGAAAGAGUUGAAAUUACAAGAAAUUUUAGAUGAACAUGUUAUCAUAUUGGAAAUAAAAAAAAAAAGAAGUAGGAAUGCUAUAUUAGAUAUUGAAAAAGUGGAAAUAGAAAAAUGGAAAAAGAAAAAAUGGUUUAUAGAGUUAAUAUUGGAAAUGAAAAGAAAAGAAAAGGAAUACAUAAGAGAAGUAUAUGAUGAUAUGAUAGCAAAAAAGAAUGAGGACAAAAUUAGAAAUCCCAUGUUAGAAAUGCAAAAAAUUAUAUGGAAAAAACACUGUGAAGAUAUUCAUAGGAGGUGGAUAGAAAAAAAUAAUAAAGAAAUUUUACAACACUAA
Plasmodium gallinaceum is the source of this 2826-nucleotide messenger RNA. RefSeq names its product surface-associated interspersed protein (SURFIN). The annotation marks the transcript as partial. The record is from RefSeq and is a predicted model, not a curated record. Lineage: Eukaryota; Apicomplexa; Aconoidasida; Haemosporida; Plasmodiidae. The transcript has a single exon.